UUUGGGUACGGCUCUCUUAUUUGGAAAGCCGGGUUUAACUAUGAUGAUCGUCUUGUUGGCUUCAUCAAAGAUUAUCGCCGAGUCUUCUACCAAGGGAGCACUGACCACAGAGGGACGCCUGAGUAUCCAGGCAGGACUGUCACACUGGAGCCUGCUGAUGGGGAAGUCUGCUGGGGAGCUGCGUACAAGAUAUCCAAGAAAGAAGAUAAAGAAAAUGCGAUAAUGCAUUUAGAAGUGAGGGAGAAGCAGUAUGACAAGAAAGCUUAUCUUGAUUUCUUCACUGAUCCCACAGCUACAACUCCAGCCAUUUCUGGGGUAAUGGUGUACAUAGCAUCUCCAGACAAGAAGCUUAAUAAGAACUAUUUGGGGCCUGCUUCUUUUGAAGAGAUUGCCAAGUAUGUUAAUUCUAUCUAUGGAUUAUAGUUUGAGUGCCUAUUU
This is a messenger RNA of Theobroma umbraticum, 438 nucleotides long. Its product is annotated as ChaC-like family protein. Gene Ontology annotation, biological process: glutathione catabolic process. Gene Ontology annotation, molecular function: glutathione specific gamma-glutamylcyclotransferase activity. The record is from RefSeq and is a predicted model, not a curated record. NCBI's taxonomy places the organism in Eukaryota, Viridiplantae, Streptophyta, Magnoliopsida, Malvales, Malvaceae. Gene Ontology annotation, cellular component: cytoplasm.